AUUUGUCAGCAUGGACGCGUCCAUGAGCCGUGGUGGUGCUCGUGAAAGAGAAAACAGCACAAAUAAAGAUGCAGAUUCAGACACAGCGGAGUUUUGCCCAGGUUUUAAAGACGUGGAUGCUUUUGUUAAGUAUGGCCUCGGUACCGUCAUGACUGGGACUAAAGCGUCUGCCAGUUUGCCACAAGCAGGAGACGAAUAUGACUUUUACCGGAGCUUUCCGGGCUUCCGGGAAUUCUGCUCGGCGCAAGGAGACCGACUUUUACACUGUAUGAGUCAGUUGAUGCAGAACCAUGGCUGCAGACCUCACCUGAGAGACCGGAGCAAGCUGACUGGCCUGGAGGAGCACUUUGACACUGUGGUAGAUGCAAACGACGUCAUUCUGGAGAAAGUGGGGAUCUUGCUGGACGAGGCGUCCGGAGUGACCCGGUCGCAGCCUGUUAUGCCUGCAGGUUAUCAGCCUCCCAAAAUUGUCGUGUCUAGUUGGAAUCGAAAGGGAGGUGACCGCAGUGCCGAGACGUUCCGCCUGCUUCACGCCAAGAACGUUCAGCGGCCGCAGCUAAAGUUUAAGGAUAAAGUCGACAACAGCAACACACCCUUCAUCUCAAGAAUCUUCAUCAAGCCCAACGCGUUAAAGCCACUGGCUCCAUAUUUUAGCAACAAACACCUGAGGAAGGAGAGGCCCGAGGACUCGGACGUACCCGUAGCACUAGCUGACUUCAUCCACCAGCUGAGAAACCAAGAGCACAAUGAAGACAUGUUUUCUCAUCCCUACCAGUAUGAGCUGGACCACCUGGUCAUGCCAGAGAGUCUCCAGAGUAAACCUGAGCCACAGAUGUAUAAAGCUCUAUCAGAGACGAGUUGCCAGCUCAUCAACACCUUAGAGGAUCUGGCUGCUUUAAACGAGACGCUGAAUAAGACGACAGAGUUUGCAGUGGACUUGGAGCACCAUUCCUACAGAAGUUUUUUGGGAAUCACGUGCUUGAUGCAGAUCUCCACCAGAGAAGAGGAUUUCAUCAUCGACACCCUUGAGCUGCGCAGCGAGAUGUACGUUCUGAACGAGAGCUUCACUAAUCCCAGCAUUGUGAAGGUCUUCCAUGGCGCCGAUUCGGAUAUCGAAUGGCUGCAGAAAGACUUCGGCCUCUACGUGGUCAACAUGUUUGACACUCACCAAGCUGCUCGAUCACUCAACCUCGGCAGAAACUCGUUAGAUCACCUCCUCAAAGUCUUCUGCAACGUGGACUCAAAUAAACGCUACCAGCUCGCCGACUGGAGAAUACGACCCUUACCACAGGAGAUGCUCGAGUAUGCUCAGGCUGACACGCAUUACUUGCUCUACGUGUACGAUCGUCUAAGAGCAGACUUGUUUGACGCGGCUAACGGACAGCCUUCGCUCAUACAGCUCGUCUGGUCCAAAAGCAAAGAUCUCUGCCUAAAGAAAUACCUGAAGCCCAUCUUCACUGAGGAAUCAUAUAUGGAGCUGUACAAAAGGCAGAAGAAGAGCUUUAACAGCCAGCAGAUAACCGCCUUCCGUCUCCUGUAUGCCUGGAGAGAUAAACUGGCAAGAGUGGAAGACGAGAGCACCGGAUAUGUCCUGCCCAACCACAUGAUGGUGAAAAUUGCUGAGGAGUUGCCCAAGGAGCCGCAGGGCAUCAUCGCUUGCUGUAACCCCACUCCGCCACUAGUUCGCCAGCAGAUCAACGAACUCCAUCAACUCAUCAAGCAAGCCAGGGAAAUCCCACUGCUGAAGGCGGAGCUCGCGGCAGAAAAGAAAAAAACACUGACACCUAAACGAAAGUCUGAGUCGACAUUGUUUGGGCCCCAUGACAUCUGCCGUACGUCUGAAAGUGACCUUAUGGAGCUCUCGUCUCACGAAGCCCCGACCAAACGUGGAGUCCUUUUCUCAGAGGAAGAUGAUUCACACCUUACCGAUGACCUGACGUCUCUGAACGGACUUGUAGCUUGUGCAAAAAUCCCCCUCUUCUCGGAGGAAGAGGAAAUCCCUGAACCCACAACCCUUACCGUGGCCCAGCAGAAAGCACGGAGCAUCAUGGAGUCUUUUGAGAAUCCUUUCAGAAUGUAUUUACCUUCAAAGGAUAUACACAUCUCCAAAAACGCAAAAUACGACCCUUCGACCAAGAUUUAUGAGAUCAGAAACCGGUGGAAGCUGCAGAGUGUUGAACAGCAUCAGAAGGAGGCUCAGGCUAAACAGCAAGCGAAAGAGCGGGCCAAGAAAGCCAAAAAGGAGCGUAAAAAAGCCAAGCAGAGCUAUCAGGAGUCCCUGCAGAAUGUCUCUACAGUCAGGCAACAGGUCCAGGAAGCUAAGCAAGGAGGACAGAAAAGGGAGCGGGUUACAAGUGAACCAAGUGAUCAAACAUGCAAACCGAAAAAGAAAGCGAUGAAAACUCAGAAGUCUGCCACCGCUUCUCCUGCAACAUCUGAAGCGAGCCAGAAACAAGAGCUUGAAGAUCCUCAACAGGCCUCGGCUGCUGCCUUCACACCUUACGAUUACAGCCAGACCGAUUUCAAACUCUUUGCAGGUAAACCCAAAGACUCCACACAGUUCGAUCCAAACAAACAGGCUAACGAGCCCAGACGCAAGAAAAACCUUAGAGGAAAUAAGCAAAGUGCCGCUGGAGGCCGAAGCAUGUCUUACCUGCCUGCAAAAUCUGACAGGGGAUUUCGUCAUAACUGGCCCAAAAGAUAAUCUCCACAGGACAACAUGCCUCCUUUUUUUUGGUUUUGUUUCAUUUAAUUUUUUUUUGUUUUGUUUUUUAAUGUGGGUCUUUUUAUCUAUAUAUUUUAUAUAUAGUACAUUUGGGGGAAAUGAUGCACAAUGUUGUAUUAAAAUUGUGGAAGACCUUUCAUUAAAAUUAACCUUAUAAAUAUUA
Molecule: messenger RNA, 2888 nt
Organism: Tachysurus vachellii
Lineage: Eukaryota; Metazoa; Chordata; Actinopteri; Siluriformes; Bagridae
Gene: exosc10
Product: exosome component 10
Exons: 25
Coding region: 11-2704 (897 amino acids)
Biological process (GO): nuclear polyadenylation-dependent CUT catabolic process; nuclear polyadenylation-dependent rRNA catabolic process; exonucleolytic trimming to generate mature 3'-end of 5.8S rRNA from tricistronic rRNA transcript (SSU-rRNA, 5.8S rRNA, LSU-rRNA)
Cellular component (GO): nucleolus; nuclear exosome (RNase complex)
Molecular function (GO): nucleotide binding; 3'-5'-RNA exonuclease activity; nucleic acid binding
Source: RefSeq, a predicted model, not a curated record